CAGACUACGUCGAACCCUCUUCAUCCCUACCUUGGCCGUAUUCUCACAGAGCCGCUUCGCGUACCAAACCUCCAACGUAGAAGAUCGCCAAUCCCCGCCACACCUCCGGAGCUUCAGAACUUCACGUCGUCUCAAAAGCCGCGACGUUUCUCGGUGGGAAGGAUCUAGUCGUUGGACUGCUCAUGCAUUGACGCACGGGCUACCCUUGGCGAUUGACGCGAUCUGCGCACCAUCUACUGUUCCACGGCGCCCUCGAGCUGCCCUCCGCUCGUCGAAACACAGAAGAUGAGAGUGAGCGACCUCUAUUACUGGCAGAACAAAGACCCACUGGCCAACGCAUGGCACCCUGUCCCGGGAGCCAGCUCUGUCGCGCGCCUUGAUAACCUCGCGCUAUGGAUCAAGCGUCAGGACAUCGAGGCAGCUUGCGUGGAUAUCGCGCCCUUUAUUGUUGGCGUUGGUGGCGUGGCUUACCUUAGGCAGCUCAAUCAGUUCGGUCUCGAGGCGCGUGCAUCCAUAUUCCACAACGCAAAGACACUGACGGCAAUGCAUCGGACAACAUUGCUGGUGACGCCUCUAAUCCUAGCUUGUCAAGCAGCAGGCCUCGAGUACAGGAGAUUUAUCCCGCGGUGGGCUCACGACAGGGAACGCAGACGAGACGAGGAAGAAGUCCGUCAGCAUGUCGACUUUGGCAUGUACGCAGGGGCUGCAUGCUGGCUUGUGAGAUUGUACGGCUUACGGUGGGGUAAAUUGUACUGGUCUCCCAUAGAUCCGAUUCUGGGUGGUGCGUUGGCCGAUCUGGCGCAUAGGGAGUACAUUAAAGCGCACGGAUUUUGAGCAUUCUUGACGAUCAAGCGAUUGCUUACCAGUCGAUGAGAUGCUCGAGCCGCAAAUCCAUAGCGUAUGCAGCCUUGCAGGGAUGCGCUAGUGUGGUCCAAGAUGAGCCUCCAUGACCACGAGGUCAUGCGGCUC
Molecule: messenger RNA, 969 nt
Organism: Baudoinia panamericana UAMH 10762
Lineage: Eukaryota; Fungi; Ascomycota; Dothideomycetes; Mycosphaerellales; Teratosphaeriaceae
Exons: 1
Coding region: 286-834 (182 amino acids)
Source: RefSeq, a predicted model, not a curated record